This is a messenger RNA of Pogona vitticeps (central bearded dragon), 2906 nucleotides long. The record is from RefSeq and is a predicted model, not a curated record. Lineage: Eukaryota; Metazoa; Chordata; Lepidosauria; Squamata; Agamidae.
GCAUUUGUGAAGGAUGUACAUGAAGAUUCAAUAACAGUUGCAUUUGAGAAUAACUGGCAGCCAGAAAGGCAGAUUCCAUUCCAUGAUGUCAGGUUUCCUCCACCUACGGGGUACAAUAAAGAUAUAAAUGAAAGUGAUGAGGUUGAGGUUUAUUCCAGGGCUAACGAAAAGGAACCAUGUUGCUGGUGGCUGGCAAAAGUGAGAAUGAUAAAGGGUGAGUUUUAUGUAAUAGAAUACGCAGCCUGUGACGCUACCUACAAUGAAAUUGUCACCAUUGAGCGUUUAAGGUCUGUGAAUCCAAACAAACCUGCAACAAAGGACACAUUUCAUAAGAUCAAACUUGAUGUGCCAGAAGAUCUUCGGCAGAUGUGUGCUAAAGAGUCUGCACACAAGGACUUCAAAAAAGCAGUUGGCGCAUUUUCUGUAAUAUAUGAUUCCGAAGCCCAUCAGCUUAUAAUUUUGUCUAUCAAUGAAGUAACAACAAAACGUGCAAACAUGCUCAUCGAUAUGCACUUCCGAAGUCUUCGCACCAAGUUAUCGUUGAUAAUGAGAAACGAAGAAGCAAGCAAACAGCUAGAGAGUUCGAGGCAGCUUGCUUCACGAUUCCAUGAGCAGUUUGUUGUACGUGAAGAUCUAAUGGGUCUGGCCAUUGGCACUCAUGGUGCUAAUAUUCAGCAAGCCAGGAAGGUGCCUGGUGUGACAGCUAUUGACCUUGAUGAAGACACUUGCACAUUCCAUAUUUACGGGGAGGACCAAGAUGCAGUGAAGAAAGCAAGAAGUUAUCUUGAAUUUGCGGAAGAUGUCAUCCAAGUCCCAAGAAACUUAGUAGGAAAAGUCAUAGGAAAAAAUGGAAAACUUAUUCAAGAAAUUGUGGACAAAUCUGGUGUUGUGAGAGUUAGAAUUGAGGCUGAAAAUGAUAAAAACAUUCCACAAGAAGAGGGGAUGGUCCCUUUUGUCUUUGUGGGAACUAAGGAUAGCAUCACAAAUGCAACAGUCCUAUUGGAUUACCAUCUCAAUUAUUUAAAGGAAGUGGACCAACUGCGUUUGGAAAGAUUGCAGAUAGAUGAACAGCUUCGGCAGAUUGGGGCUACUUCAAGACCACCUCCAAACCGCUCAGAUAAAGAAAAAGGUUAUAUGACUGAUGACGGCCCAGGCCUUGGAAGAGGCAGCCGACCUUAUCGAAACAGAGGGCACAGCAGACGUGGGCCAGGCUAUGCUUCAGGAACUAACUCUGAAGCAUCAAAUGCUUCUGAAACAGAGUCCGACCACAGAGAUGAGCUCAGCGACUGGUCGCUAGCCCCCGCGGAAGAAGAGCGCGACAGCUACCUUCGCAGAGGAGAUGGCCGAAGGCGUGGCGGAGGUGCACGUGGACAAGGAGGAAGAGGCCGAGGAGGUUUCAAAGGAAACGAUGAACAGUCAAGAACAGAUAACCGUCAACGCAAUUCAAGAGAUACUAAAGGGAGAACAACAGAUGGGUCACUUCAGAUCAGAAUUGACUGCAAUAAUGAAAGAAGUGUCCACACUAAAACAUUACAGAAUACCUCCAGCGAAGGUAGCCGACUGCGCACGGGUAAAGAUCGCAACCAGAAGAAAGAGAAGUCGGACAGCGGAGAUGGCCAGCAGCCGUUGGUGAAUGGAGUACCCUAACCUGCAUAGUUUGAGAAGUCGCAUUUCCUAAACUGUUUCAGUAAAUCUUGUUCCACAUUAGAGAAAACUUGUUAGGCCAAAGACAAAAAAUAGUAGGCAAGAUGGCGCAGGGCAUGAGAUGAAUAUAAAAAGUUCUGUUAGCUUUUUUUAACAUCAGCAGUAUGCAGUUUUUUUCAAAAUAAAGACGUUAUACUUGCAUUAAAAUAUCUUGAACUUCUGGAAAAAAAUUGCUUUUCGAGUACAUAUUGCACUUCAAACAAUGAAAGAAUCCUUUUGUUUGUUUUAAAAAUACUGAACUGUGCAUUGGUAUUUCCGUUCAGUUGUACCGUUUUAACGCAUCUGGUCAAAAUCACUGCUAAAUUUCAAUUUUCAGAAUAAAUAGUGUUUGCGGUAAUCAAAUUGGGCUUCUGUUUUCAAUCUAUUGAAAGUUCCUCAUUUAAAAAAAGAAUAAAGCUGUUUUAUGUCCUGUGUCAGUUCACAUUUUGGUUCACUUUUUUCAGUAUUUUAGUGAACCUGGAUGUAUGUGUAAUGUAACUAAAAAUGUCAUUUUCAUUAGCAAAAAGUUGUAUGAUCUGUGCCUUUUUUAUAUCUUGGCAGGUAGGAAUACUAUAUUUGGAUGCAGAAAUCAGGGAAGAUGAGUUGGAAACACUAAAUGUACAAUAUAUGUAGCAAAACUUCUCCAACAGUUAGUACUUUAUUAGAAGAAAUGCAUGCUUUCCAUAAUUUUUCCUAGCAUAAACAUCGUUAAGCAGUUUAUAAGAAUAGGAAACUUAUUUUGCACUGAGGAUAAUGGCAGAUCGUGUUACUGAAAUGGUGGGUUUUUUUGUUUCUUUCUAGGCAGGACAAGAUAAGUUUUUUAAGCGCAUAUUUCCAUUUGUGAUAAACUAAAACAAUUCAUGGUUACUGAGGGAACAAAUUGUAACUUGUCCAUAAAUUAGUAGUGUGUGCCUGCUGUUUGUCCAGAGGACCAAUUUAAAAGAAUAGCUCUCGUUUCACUUCCCCAACAGUUUCUGGUAUUGAAAUUCAGAGCCUUUCUCGUACGAGAUAGGAAAGUGAUUCGUAUUUGUGACUCUGAGUAAAAUUCAGGGAUAGCGUCGUAAGACAGCAUUUGAAAUCCAACAUACAUGGCCUCAUUUACAGAUAGAUAUGAAACAUAUGACGGAUAUCGGCAUAAAGAUUAGUUGCCCGUAAUAGGGAGGCUUUAGGAAGGCUUUCUAUUUCUUACCAUGAAUAAUAUAGCAAAAAAACAAAAACAAAAA